GAGAAUCCUCCUCGCUGCAACACCUUAGCAACUCUUUAAAAUAACACAGAAAAAUAAAAAGGUGCCCGGAGCAACGAACAUUCCCGGUCACAUGGCGCACACCACACCCACCGCACAGCACAUCACUCCCUAAUGCCACCGGUUACACCAGGCACCAUGCUCUCACAAUCGUCAGACCUACCUGACCCAUGCACCGGCCAAACCGGUAGCCAACCGUUAAGUCCACGCCGCGGCAGUUGUCUACGUGGGCUGAUCGCCACCGUCCGACUGCAAUUUUCCCAGUCCAGUAGUCCAGUUUGGGUUACCAUGUAAUACGGUGGCCUUCGAGCCUUCCUGAGACCGUAGUUUCGUGCAGGGCAUUAAUGGCGAAAAUCCGUUAAGCUGUCAAUUCGUUCCUAAAAGUUGAACUCUCUCUCUCUCGAUCGAUCGAUCGAUCGAACAGGCUACUAGUAACGGUUUCAGUGCUCCUGUAGCGCUCUGCUUGUUCGUAAAGAAAAAGGGUUGUGAAGAUGCUUAUGCCUUUUUCUAUAAUUUUUUAGGCUUUUUGGGUGGAAGAAUUCGUUGGGUUGAAUGAUGGUCGGCUAGGGUUUUUCAGAUAUUGCAAUGAAGCCUUGAAGAUCACGCUUGUAUUUUUUUUUUCUUUGUAUAACCGUGAAUUUUCUAGUUAAUCCGAGCGUCAGUCGAUUGUAAAGGUUUUCGGGAGCUUGAUGUUCGUGAGUCAUCGAUGUCGGAAGUUGCAGGAUCGAAGUCAUGGCGAGAGGAGCUGGCGAGCCUUGUUGAGGACACUGGCGUAAGAUACGCAUACACUCCUUCAGACGCCGUACUCGGAGCCUCAACGUUCUUUGUUGAACCGAGAAGUUCGGAAUCUGGGAACGAUGAGGGUAAGUCGGGCGAAUCGGAGAGCUUAAAGGAUCAGGUGAAGGAGUUUGCGAAAGCAUGGGGUGAAAUGCUUGUGGAAGUGGGGAAAGGUUGUAGGGACAUAGUGCAGCAGAGCGUUCUGACGGAGGAUUCACUGAUCGUCCGCAAGUUAGGAGGCUCGUGGGCUAGGGUUUCUGGCAAAUUGGAAUUUCUGAACGAGUACUUGCCUGAGGAUCGCGAUCCGGCUCAUGCGUGGUCGGUGAUUAUUUUCGUUUUCGUUCUCGCGCUUGCAGUAUUGAAUGUAAAUACAAAACAUGAUGGUGUGAUCCCACCUGUAAAGAUGGUAUUCAUACAUCCUCCUAGUGCAAGCCGUGUGCAACUUCCAGAUGGCAGAUACAUGGCAUAUCAUGAGUUGGGCGUUCCAGCCGACAGGGCAAGAUUUUCUAUGAUUGCUGCACAUUCUUUUCUUUCCUCUCGACUUGCUGGUAUACCGGGCAUUAAAGUUUCCCUGCUGGAAGAGUUUGGCAUUCGCUUCAUAACAUAUGAUCUUCCAGGCUUUGGGGAGAGUGAUCCUCAUCCUAAAAGGAGUCUUAACUCAUCAGCUAUGGAUAUGUUACACUUGGCAAAUGCUGUUGGUGUCAAUGACAAGUUCUGGGUCCUGGGGUUCUCAAGUGGAGGUAUUCAUGCGUGGGCUGCACUCAAGUAUAUUCCUGAUAGAAUCACAGGUGCAGCAAUGUUUGCUCCAAUGGUUAAUCCAUAUGAUGCGGGCAUGACUAAGGAAGAGAUAUCCAGAACUUGGAGCAAGUGGAUCUCAAGAAGGAAAUUUAUGUACUUUUUGGCUCGAAGAUUUCCUAGAUUUCUCAGUUCUUUCUACCGCCGAAGCUUCCUAUCUGGAAAGCAUGGUCAAAUUGACAAGUGGUUGUCUUUAUCAUUGGGAAAAAAGGACAAUAUUCUAAUUGAUGAGCCAACGUUUGAAGAGUUUUGGCAUAGGGAUGUGGAGGAAUCCAUCCGCCAGGGAAAUGCAACACCAUUUAUUGAGGAAGCUGCACUGCAGGUGUCCAAGUGGGGUUUUAGCUUGAGGGAUCUUCAGGUGCAGAGGAAGUGCCAUGGAAAAGGUAUUCUUCCUUGGCUCAAGUCCAUGUACGGUCAGACAGAAUGUGAAUUGACAGGAUUUCAAGGCCCAAUACACAUAUGGCAGGGAAUGGAUGAUGGGGUGGUUCCACCAUCAAUGAUGGACUACGUGGGGCGGGUUCUACCAGAAGCCGUUUUGUAUAAGCUCCCAGAUGAGGGCCAUUUUUCCUAUUUCUUUUUCUGCGAUGAAUGUCACAGACAGAUAUUCACUGCACUUUUUGGAACACCGCAAGGUCCAGUUAACAGCGCCACCAUGGAAUUGGAAGUGGACCAAGUUGCUUCCAUUGAUGGAGAUACGGGAGAGAUACCAUCACUUGCUGAUUCUCUAACGGAAUGAUGAGAUGACAUGUUCCAUUCAAUAGUUUUUGUUCUCUGUGUCUUUUGGAAGUACGAUGUAAAUACUACAUACCACAGGCUUGCUCCCGUUGCUCGGUGGUGGGUUGCGCAAAGUAACAGAUCUUCAAUUGGUUGCUCUGUUGAGAAUUUUUUGGACUUCUGGGUCAGGGAUGUUUGGCGAGAGAGAUAUGAGAAGAAAAAGAAGGCAGCAAUUUUAACUGGCUACAUAGUGAAAUAAUUAUUAUAACCACUGGAAUGACUUCAUCGUGUAUCUGUUUCUUAGAAAUUUUUUGUUACCUUCAAAUAUUUUGAAGAUCUUUAUUAUUAUUAUUAUUAUCAUUAUUAAGGAAAUAUUCUGAAGAAUUAAUUCGAAAUAAUUGCGACCUCCUUCCUAUUAGGGAGCAUUUGGUUC
Molecule: messenger RNA, 2737 nt
Organism: Malania oleifera
Lineage: Eukaryota; Viridiplantae; Streptophyta; Magnoliopsida; Santalales; Ximeniaceae
Exons: 6
Coding region: 725-2326 (533 amino acids)
Source: RefSeq, a predicted model, not a curated record